Messenger RNA from Gadus chalcogrammus (walleye pollock), 1623 nucleotides. Its product is annotated as galactose-3-O-sulfotransferase 2. Gene Ontology annotation, biological process: glycolipid biosynthetic process. The transcript is spliced from 3 exons. NCBI's taxonomy places the organism in Eukaryota, Metazoa, Chordata, Actinopteri, Gadiformes, Gadidae. The coding region runs from base 183 to 1547 and encodes 454 amino acids. Gene Ontology annotation, cellular component: membrane. Gene Ontology annotation, molecular function: galactosylceramide sulfotransferase activity. The record is from RefSeq and is a predicted model, not a curated record.
GUACCGAACGGCUGCCGACUGCCUGAUCCAGAUUAUAGGUCAGCCGUCCGCCCUAAGUCUUCCCUGGGAGCAGAGGCAGCGCUGUGUGUGUGUGUGUGAUUGUGUGUGUGUGUGCGCGCCAUGCCCGCAGCGAGCCGCCCGCCACCAGACAGCAGGGGUCCAGGACCGGGCCGCGGGGAGACAUGGCCCUCCGUCGAUGGGCCCUGCUGGUCUGCCGGCGCCGCCCCACCCCCACCGCCCUCCUGGUGGCGCUGGGGGUCACCGUGCUCCUCGCUCUACUGCCGCUACGACCGUCCAGCCGUUCCUGGAGGAUAACAUCAGGGGAGGUGAGAGAGGAGAGGCCCGGCGAGAAGCCAAGCAGAAGGGGCUCCCCGGUGGGCCUGGGCUCUGAUUGGCCAUGGAACACCACCCAGCAGACCCGGGUCACCUCCCCUCCCGUCGUGUUCAUCAAAACCACCAAGACGGGCGCGGGCACGGUGCAGAACCUGCUGUUCCGCCUCGGGGAGAGAGAGGGUGCCACCUUCGCCUUCCCUCGCGACAGCUUCACGUUCAGAUACCCUCACAAGUUCCGGGCGGACUUCGUGGAGGAGCUCCCUGAAGGCUCCUCCCAGUUCGACCUGCUGGUCAGCCCGCUGAGGCUCCACCUCCCCGCACUCCGUCAGGUCAUGCCCCCGGACGCCGUCUACGUCACCGUGAUCCGCGACCCCGUUGCCACCUUCGAGUCCGUCUUCUCCACCCACGCCUCCGAGGUUCCCGCCUUCCGGCUGGCCCGGGCCGCCGCCGCCGCCACCGUCGCCGCCACCGCCCCGCCCACCACGCCCCUGGAGCUCUUCCUGGAGACCCCGGAGCGCUUCUGGGACCCCGGUCGCCCCGGCAACGGCCUGGCCAGGAACCCCAUGAGCUUCGACCUGGGGCUGGACUCGGCGGCGGGGGCGGCGGGGGGGAACUCUUCGGCGUGGGAGGCCGAGCUCGCGGCACUGGAGGCGGGGCUCCGGCUGGUGCUGAUCGCGGAGCACCUGGACGAGUCGCUGGUGCUGCUGGGCGCCCUGUUGGGGCUGGAGGGGGAGGAGCUGGCCUCGGUCCGCCUCAACGCCCGCACCCUGAGCCACGUCACGCCGCUGGGGCCCCGGGCGCGGCGCCGCGCGCGGGCCUGGAACGCGGCCGACGCGCUGCUGUACGACCGCUUCCUGCGGCGGCUCUGGGAGCAGGCGGGGCGCUACGGGGCGGAGCGGCUUCGGGGGGAGGUGGCCCUGCUCAGGGCCUCCACCGAGAGGGUCCGGCGGCGGUGUGUGGCCCGGGGCGGCGUGGCCCCCGGGGGCCUGGAGGAGCUGCUGAGGCCCCGGCAGAGCCCCGGGGCCACGGUGCUGGGGUACCAGCUCAGGGCCGACCUCAGCCAGCAGGAGCUGGGCUUCUGCGUGAGGCUGGUGCUGCCGGAGAGGCAGUACCACGCACACCUCUACUUCCAGCAGUACGGGAGGGACCUGAGGCCUAGCUCCACCUCUAACCCCACCCCCAACUCCACCCGCCGCAGUACGGGAGGGACCUGAGGCCUAGCUCCACCUCUAACCCCACCUCUACCUCUACCCCCAUCAGUACAGGAGGGACAUGAGGCCGACCUCCAGC